Priceomyces carsonii is the source of this 933-nucleotide messenger RNA. RefSeq lists its product as uncharacterized. The transcript has a single exon. Lineage: Eukaryota; Fungi; Ascomycota; Pichiomycetes; Serinales; Debaryomycetaceae. The coding region runs from base 1 to 933 and encodes 310 amino acids. The record is from RefSeq and is a predicted model, not a curated record.
AUGGGAUUCAAAUCUGUGAACGAGGGAAUUGCUGCAAGUGUCUUUUUAGGUGCUUACACUUUAUAUAGUAUUGUUGCAAUAGCAGUCGUGCUUAAAAAAGGAUUCUGGACUACAUACACGCACUUACUUUUUUAUGGUAUAAUAAGGGUCGGAGCUCAAAUCUGUGGUGUUGCAUUCAGUAAAUUAGGCCUAGAGCACUAUGGAUGGCUAGUGGGCUAUUUGGUUCUUGGUGUUGAGGGUUAUUUUAUACUUGUUCUUUCCUCAUUUUAUUUGUUGAUAAACGUCUAUCAAGAAAAGACUGGUCAGAAGGACAAUAAGUUCAAUAAGUCAAUUUUCAAUAAAUCGGACGGCACGAGCAUUAAGCUUUUGGGAUCAGAAGUAACAUUUAAAGGAAUAAUGUUCCAAUAUAUGAUUGUUGCAAAUGUACUUCUCGCGGUCGGUGGAUCAAUCUUAUGUUCUUUGAAAGCAGACGAGUACGAGACCAAAAAAGGCACAUUGAAUGCAUCGAAAGCAUUAAGGGGGGCUGGACAGAUUAUAUUCUUGAUUGUCACACUCAUGGUGGUAGCCUUGACUGUUUGCGCCCGAUUUUGGGAGAAAAUUCGUCAUUCUACAAUAACGUUCAUUCUAGUUGCAGCUCCAUUUUUGUUGAUUCGAGCUAUCUAUGGCACUCUAACAUGUUUCGUCAACAAAAUGAAUUAUUUUCAACUAUCAAAUUAUACAGAGGAUGGAUUAUCGACCUAUUUUGUUGCUACGGAGUAUUGCUUAGCUACGACAAUGGAAUUUGUAUCUGCUUCUCUCUUAAUCUCUACUUUUCUUAUAAGCAGAUAUGAAUCAAGGAGAGGAGACUUCUCAACGAGUUCAUUAGAUGAUAAAGAAGGGCUUGAAGUGGUGACGCCAUUUUCUAAGUCUAAAAAUUCUAGUGAAAAAUGCUGA